This is a messenger RNA of Oldenlandia corymbosa var. corymbosa, 716 nucleotides long. NCBI's taxonomy places the organism in Eukaryota, Viridiplantae, Streptophyta, Magnoliopsida, Gentianales, Rubiaceae. The record is from the annotation of a GenBank genome assembly.
CUUACCACUAUAAAAGAGCGCUGGUUUUACCAUCCCCGUAACCUUCACCUUCAAUUCAAAUAUCUUAAAAAUUCCACAACUAGUCUAUUCAGAAACAAACUAGAAAGCAGAAAGCUAAAAAAGAUGUAUGUUAUUUCAAGCAUCUCCGGCGGCUCAAGAAACAAUACUUGUGAACCCUGUUCUUGGGGGAAUUGGGGAUAUCCUUCUAGAAGCUUCCCUUCCUCCGCCGCAAAGAAUUCAUCCGGCGGGAAAACGCCGGAAUUCGUUCGGGUAGAUGUUGACUGGAGAGAGACUCCAGAGGCUUAUGUUUUGAUGGCUGAUCUUCCGGGAUUAAAGAAAGAAGAAGUAAAAGUUGAAGCUGAAGAAGGCAGAGUCCUGAAGCUAAGCGGCGAGAGGAACAGAGAAACAGAGGAGAAUGGCAAAUAUCAUCGAUCAGAGAGGCCCGAUGGCAAGUUUUUGCGUAAAUUCAGGCUCCCGAUGGAUGCCAAUAUGGAUGCCAUUACAGCUAGUAUGGAAAACGGAGUUCUCACCGUGACCGUUCCCAAGAAGGAGCAACAAGGAAGUAAAAAGAUUGAAGUUGAAAUUUCUGGCUAAAUGAGACCAUGAUUCUCCGUUUCUUAUUAAUUUCCGACUCUCAAGCGUGUAUUUUGGGUCUUGUAUUUCUUUAAAGCUUGUAUUGUUUGUCUUUACCAUAACCUUUGAUAGGUCUUGAAGUU